Molecule: messenger RNA, 501 nt
Organism: Clonostachys rhizophaga
Lineage: Eukaryota; Fungi; Ascomycota; Sordariomycetes; Hypocreales; Bionectriaceae
Source: the annotation of a GenBank genome assembly
AUGAUCGCUUGUGAUGGAUCUGAAGCUAACUUGGAACAGCCCUUCUUCGGUGCUAUGGGCUGCACCUGCGCCAUUGUCUUCACCUGUCUGGGUGCCUCUUACGGUACCGCCAAGUCCGGUGUUGGUAUUGCCGCCAUGGGUGUUCUCCGACCUGAUCUGAUCGUGAAGAACAUUGUUCCCGUCAUUAUGGCUGGUAUCAUUGGUAUUUACGGUCUCGUCGUGUCCGUCCUGAUCUCCGAUGGUCUGAAGCAAGACCUUCCCCUCUACACCAGUUUCAUCCAGUUCGGUGCUGGUCUGUCUGUCGGUCUCGCUGGUCUUGCUGCUGGUUUCGCUAUCGGUAUCGUCGGUGAUGCUGGUGUCCGUGGUACUGCUCAGCAACCCCGUCUCUUCGUCGGCAUGAUUCUUAUUCUCAUUUUCGCUGAAGUUCUGGGUCUUUACGGACUGAUUGUUGCUCUGCUCAUGAACUCGAAGGCUACCCUCGGCGCCACCUGCAAGGAUUAA